Saccoglossus kowalevskii is the source of this 1069-nucleotide messenger RNA. Its product is annotated as ER membrane protein complex subunit 6-like. Gene Ontology annotation, cellular component: endoplasmic reticulum; EMC complex; membrane. The record is from RefSeq and is a predicted model, not a curated record. Gene Ontology annotation, biological process: autophagosome assembly; protein folding in endoplasmic reticulum. Lineage: Eukaryota; Metazoa; Hemichordata; Enteropneusta; Harrimaniidae.
CUUAAGUUAACAGUAAAACAUAAGUUACGUUGACCUUUCAUUCACAUGUCUUCGACAUCGUGUAAUUUGUGUUUCACAGAAGAGUUUUCCAAAGUGUGCUAACAGUAUUUUUUUUGUGAUCGUGUAAAAAUACUUGUAUGAGUCUGUGUACGCGACGGUAUGGUGAAACAAUAGCUAGGGGGAUCUACUUUGAUGGAGUAACGAAAUCGAACAAACAAACAAGAUGGCGACGUCUAGAGGAGUGAAAAAAGAACCACAUGCCUAUAGUGAAAUUUCCCUUCGGGGGAACAGAUCUGUCAUGGAAUACUGUCGGACAUCAAUGUCAGCUCUGUCCGGUGCAACAGCUGGUAUACUGGGACUGACUGGCUUGUAUGGGUUUAUAUUUUAUCUUAUCACGUCACUAUGUUUGUCUAUAAUGUUGGUUGUAAAGGCAGGUAGUGGCUGGAAGAAAUAUUUUAUAUCAAGGACGCCACUUUUAACGAAUGGUUUUAUGGGUGGAUUAUUUACAUAUAUUCUUUUCUGGACGUUUUUAUACGGUAUGGUUCAUGUGUAUUGAAGACUCAUUGAUUGCCCAAUUUUCAGUCAAGUUAUUUGAUCUCGUCUGGACCCUCUGAUGUUUCCUGCAAUACUACUGUUUUCAUACAGGGUUGAGACUGGGGAGUGUUUGACCAAUAAAAGAAGUAUAUCUGUUAUGUGCAAAUACCAUCUGUCGGAUUUAUAGCAUUUAUAAUUUACUUUUUGCAAAUCACAAACAAUCUUCUCACUCCAUCACUACUCACAUAUUUUAUUUUGUCUGUACACUUGCUAUGUCAUUUAUCCGAUGCAUUUCAUCAAAAGAUUCAAGUAAAAUGUUCACUGCUUCAGAUUUAAAAAAAAAAUGUCCUUGUUCAUUUGUCUCUUGAAAUUAAAGGUUUUUUUUAGUAUCAUAACUUUCAUGUUUGCAGGAAUUGAAACCUCGUCAGUUACAUCAUGCUAACGCAAAAAUGGCAGCAAAUUGUUUGUGCUAAGUUUUAUAUGUUUUUAUCUGACUAGCAGCAAAUAUGAUUAAAGAUUGCACAUAAAAAUUCAA